AUGCGAUUUGCACUACUAACAUAUGUUGCUAACCUUUUGACAAAUGCAGGUCUUAUGGGUUUAAUCUACACAAAACUGGAGUACGCCAACUUUUUGGACUGCGACCCCUACUUCGAUAGAUACACGACCCACUCCCCCAACAACAAAACAUUUGUGACAGUAACUGCAACGCAUGCACAUAUAAGAAAGGAGGCAGUCCCUCAUCUCUCUUACCAGAUUAUCGCCCUGGCUUCCUUGCUGGCAGCUGCAAGUGCAAAGCCAGGCCUCUCUCAGAGCUAUCAGGCUCCAGGAUCUUCCUUCGGUGGUUCUGCAGGAGACGCUAGUUUCCUCCGACCUGCUGCAGGGCCUACCAUCAACUUCGGAGGGGCUGCUUCUGGUGGAGCCUACAACCCACCUGUCGCUUCUACUCGCCCGCAGUAUAACUUCAACUAUGCCGUCAACGAUGCUUUUGGUAACGAUUUCGGCCACCAAGAGGGGCGCGACGGAUACAACACUCAGGGAUCCUACUACGUGCAGCUUCCCGAUGGUCGUCUGCAGAGGGUUAUUUACACCGUCAACGGCGACCAAGGAUACGUUGCUCAAGUGACGUACGAGGGAGUAGCUCAGUACCCUGCCUUCCAGCCGUCUGCCUCCUACUCGCCCGCACCCUCUUAUGGUUAAGGUCUGCA
Penaeus monodon (black tiger shrimp) is the source of this 668-nucleotide messenger RNA. Its product is annotated as cuticle protein 21-like. Bases 1 to 660 code for a protein of 219 amino acids. The transcript has 4 exons. Lineage: Eukaryota; Metazoa; Arthropoda; Malacostraca; Decapoda; Penaeidae. The record is from RefSeq and is a predicted model, not a curated record. Gene Ontology annotation, cellular component: extracellular matrix.